AUGAACGACACAAGAUCAUUUGGUUUUGGUAAUGAUGGUGAACAACGCCAGCAUGCUGCCGCGGCAGUUGUACCUCCGGGGCAGUAUAAGUUUACGCCGGAUGAGCUGAGGGUGCUCGCAGAAUGCAACAAUGAGAGUUUCUAUCAGCGGUCGUUACCAUUUGGUACUUUUUUGGGCCUGGGUACUUAUGUCGCUGUGCAACAAGGUCACUUGAAACCGAAUCCUCGUUUUGGUGCAUUUCCAAAGAUAACAUUAGCAGUUGUUGUGGGAUACUUUCUUGGCAAGUUGUCAUAUCAACAAGCUUGUGCUGAAAAACUAAUGGCAUUGCCUGGAAGUUACAUUGGGCAAAUUCUCCGGGAUCGCCGUGAUGGAAAAGUGGGGACACCGGCACCUCCAAAACAAACAACAACCAUGUUUGGCGCUACCCCAAACGAAAUCUAUUCAGAUGCAGGGCCGGGCAACUCACUUGAUCUCGAUACCGAUCGCCCUCUGUUCAAUGAUGACUCCUUCAGGCCUGGUGCUGAAGUGCCCAUUGUAAACAGCCCGGACAACAUACCAGCACGUCCGUCACUCUCCUAUGAAGAACUCCGUCGUCGAAACCGUGGCGAGUUCGUGGAUUCUCGGCAGGAUCCUUACAAGGUGGAUCCGAGCGCCGUCCCGCACGUAACGCGCUCGAGGCCGCAGCCCCCCGCCUUCCCGGCCCCCGCGCCCCCCACCACCAACAAAUACGGCGACCAGAUGGAG
Messenger RNA from Iphiclides podalirius (scarce swallowtail), 744 nucleotides. The record is from the annotation of a GenBank genome assembly. Lineage: Eukaryota; Metazoa; Arthropoda; Insecta; Lepidoptera; Papilionidae.